This is a messenger RNA of Exophiala viscosa, 1394 nucleotides long. Its product is annotated as RmlC-like cupin domain-containing protein. The record is from RefSeq and is a predicted model, not a curated record. The transcript has a single exon. Lineage: Eukaryota; Fungi; Ascomycota; Eurotiomycetes; Chaetothyriales; Herpotrichiellaceae. The coding region runs from base 225 to 1295 and encodes 356 amino acids.
GCUCGGAUAUCCCGCAAUGAAUAUGCUGUCUUUGACUUUGAGGGGAGACCCGGGGAUUCAAAAACCAGCGAAAUAAUUCUUCAAGACCAGCUUCAGCGUCGAACAACCUUGGAGCCUUCCUUGCGACAUCUCAGCACUGCCGGAACUGGACACACUCUGAAGGAACAACUCUCUCCCGGAACAAAUCUACCCCAAGCCACAGUUGCUUAUCGAAGGACCACAACAUGGGUACCACCCAGAAAUCCCUCCAAGCCGUCAAGGUCGCCCCAGGUCGUCCAGGACAGCCAUACAUUCUCCCUUCUCUCGGCGGCGAAAUAAUCUACAUCCCCUGCUCCAAGUCCGCCACCCGUCUCCUCGUAACAGGCAAGGAAACCGACAACGCCUUCGCCGUGGUCGGAACCGGCGGCGCACAAGGCGACCCCAUAGGCUUCCACUACCACCGCGAAACCCACGACGUGUUUUUGUGUCUGAAAGGCAAAGUCAACGUCUGGGCCAACGACCAAUGUCGAACCAUGGAAGCCGGGGACUUCGCCAGUGUCCCACCAGGAACGGUCCACCAAUACCAGAUAUUGGGAGAUUACACGGAAUUCGUCGGUCUCAUCGUCCCCGGCGGAUGGGAGGAGUUCUUUCGGUUCAUCGGCGAAUCAUAUGACGGUCCCUUGUUUCCUUUAGAGGAUGAUCGUAACGUGUUUGAGGUAUUGAUUCCAAAACUGAAAGCUGCGAGCGAGAAAUUCGAUAUGAUUCCUGUACGAGACCCUAAGUUGGCGGAAAUCAAGCCGCAAGCGUGGAAUGAGGGUGAAGACAAUGUGCUGCCUAAUGGUUUACAACCGUAUUUCCUUCGUGCUGGCACGGGACCGAGAUUCCUUCUGGGAGGGAUGGUGGUCAGUCCACUUGCAACGGCCGCAGAAUCAGGGGGCAGAUUCUCGAUCGGGAGUAUCGAAGGGUCUUCGUGGCAUGAGAGCAGCCCUCUUUCGAAGAAUUUUGUGUUUGACGACGUGCAUCAUGCCUUUCAGGUUGCGGAUGGCAGUGUGACGUUCACUUUAGAUGAGACGGAGGUUGCAACACUGAAUGUUGGUGAGACGAUAUAUGUACCGCGGGGGCGAGCUUUUAGUCUGGCUAUUGAGAGCCGGUAUGCAAGGGUAUAUGUUUUUAUCAGCGGAAGAGGAAUCCUUGAUGUGCUGACUGGUGCGGGUAAGCCAUUCUAUCAGAGCGUUCCGCCUGAGAAGUCGGAACCGUGGGAGAAGGCGAGUUUGGAGAAAUAUCAGGCAGAUAUCAAGUUUCGAAUAGCUGAAUGAGAACAAUUUGGCUGAGAGCAAUGGAUGGCUUCUGAAUCUCAAGUAGUUUUCCUGCAUUUGGCGUACAAGUAAGUUGCUGUACUCAAGCUGUUAGAGAAA